Astyanax mexicanus (Mexican tetra) is the source of this 1466-nucleotide messenger RNA. It is a transcript of the gene lyve1b, whose product is annotated as lymphatic vessel endothelial hyaluronic receptor 1b. The transcript is spliced from 6 exons. Gene Ontology annotation, cellular component: plasma membrane. The coding region runs from base 141 to 1175 and encodes 344 amino acids. The record is from RefSeq and is a predicted model, not a curated record. Gene Ontology annotation, biological process: cell adhesion. Gene Ontology annotation, molecular function: transmembrane signaling receptor activity; hyaluronic acid binding. Lineage: Eukaryota; Metazoa; Chordata; Actinopteri; Characiformes; Acestrorhamphidae.
UUUUGCCCUUUGCUCUGUGGGUCCAUGGCCUCGAAGAGAAGGUCUUUUAACAGAUCAUCCUCAACCUCCUGUUUCCCAUUUCCCUCUGUCAUUAGCUACGCUAGAGCACACCAUGCAAACAAGACUUUAGUGUAGGAGCAAUGAAGUCUAGAGUGGGUUUAACUCUGUGCUGUCUUCUCUUUCUGCUGCAUUUCACAGUCAGUCUAGAUCUCAGCCAGAUUGAAGUUUACCCUGAAAAUGGUGGAAUCUCUGGAGUAUUUAUGGCCAUGCUGAAGAAAAAAUCAAACAGCUUCAAUGCCACUACAGCCAGUGAGGUGUGCAGGUCUCUCAGUGUUAGAAUAGCUACCAAAACUGAAGUGGAAUCUGCACUGGCUGCCGGCUUAGAGACGUGCAGGUUUGGUUGGGUUGAGGAGAAUAUUGCGGUCGUUCCUCGAAUAAACCCACAUGAAAAGUGUGGCAAAAGCAAAGUUGGAAUUGUUACUUGGUCUACUCCUCUAAGCAGGUUGUUUGAUGUGUUUUGCUUCAAUUCAACAGGUCAAACCAAAGCAACAACAGCCACUACUCCAACAACGACAAACCCAAUUAACACAAGUCCUCAAGCUAAUUCAACCCCCCCACGGCCCAUUCACUCUACAGCAUCUAACAAAAACUUCCUCUCUCUGUCCUCUCCUGCCUCUUCCACAUCCUCAACUUUCAGCACCUCUAUGUCCUCCACAUUCUUUCCCACUGUUGCAGCCACAAGAAUCCCUCCAUCACUGUCACUCUCAACUACUCAAUCUCCACUCGCUACUUCCUCCUCUAAUUCUACUGCAUCCCUCUCUUCUAUCAGUCUGUCCACACAUCCGCUCACCUAUACUUCCUCUUUAAGCAGCCAGUCUAAUCAAACAGGACCGCUCGCACCGGACACGCCCACAUCAUCCUUUGGAGAGGUUCCAACAGCAUGUGUUAUCAUUGCUGUCAUGCUCAUCUUGAUGGCGGCAGCAGGUGCAGUUUGGUAUUUUAAGAUUAAACAAACACACCGUUUUCCACCAUGGGUCAGACUCCGACACAAAGACAUGGUUGAAACUGAGAUGUGGAAGCACACAGAGCAGCAGUGUUACAGCAAAUAUAAGGGGAAAAGCAGCUCUACAGGUGAUAUAUCUCUCCUGCUAGAAGAAGACACAGAAUCACCCUAAGGCCAGUGUCCUUCAUGAGGGUGCUCAAGCAGUCAGUAAACAUUUUUGGAGCUAUUGGGGAUUUGAAAGACUGUAAAUAUGCUGCUUGAUAUUUUUUAGAAAGAUGCUUUGUAUUAUAGAUGAGGGUGGUUCAGGUAUCUGGAAUAAAACAGUGGUAAUAAUGAAUUUGGAUGUUUUUACUGGGCAUCAUCAAUGACAAUUUCAUACCUGUGACAAAAAAUAUAUAUAUUGGUAGAAUUGUACUACUGUAAUAUGAAUUAAUGAAAAAAUAAACACUACAUUGUGAAAAUG